Messenger RNA from Paramisgurnus dabryanus, 1310 nucleotides. Its product is annotated as arylamine N-acetyltransferase, pineal gland isozyme NAT-3-like. The record is from RefSeq and is a predicted model, not a curated record. NCBI's taxonomy places the organism in Eukaryota, Metazoa, Chordata, Actinopteri, Cypriniformes, Cobitidae. Gene Ontology annotation, molecular function: arylamine N-acetyltransferase activity.
GAUAAGUUAUUAUGAAUCCAUUAAUUUAUGAUGCACGUUCACUAUUUUUUCACUACAUACAUGUUUAAAACCAGCUAAAACUUUGCCGUUAUGAUAAAAUUAUUACGAAUGGUGUCAUGAUGAGAAAGGAUCGUAAACGCGACCGUUGAACUUCCGAGGACGAAGUACAAGACUGGGAAAGCGAAACUAGUCCUUGAAAGGUUGCAAUUUCCGCCCUUUCUUUUCGUUUUGAGGGUUCACAUUAGAGGUUUCUUGGUAAAACUAACGAUGGAUGUUCAAAAGUAUUUGGCACGCAUCGGCUGUUCGGGUCCAUGCCCUCCUACAUUGGACACGUUGCGGUACGUUCACCUCAAUCACGUACUUACAGUUCCCUUUGAAAACCUCACUAUUCAUACCGGUGGCCGAGUCAGGCUUGAACUGCCACUUCUUUACGAAAAAAUCGUAUCCAUGCGCCGUGGAGGAUUCUGCUUUGAGAACAAUGGACUCUUUUCUUGGCUGCUAUCUAAGUUGGGCUUUGACGUGACCAUUUUGUCCGCACAGGUGAGGAAUCGCUUCACAGGUGUUUAUGGACCUCCCUUUGACCAUUUCCUCAUGAUGGUAAAGCUGGAUGGGCACAGAUGGCUCUGUGAUGUGGGGUUUGGUUCAGGUUUCCAGCUCCCCCUGUCUCUCGAGACAGAUAGUGCCCAGGUGCAGAGCCAUGGAGUGUAUCGUCUUAGAUCUCAGGGAAAUUUUAUUUUCAUGGAAAUGAACUCUGACACUGAGCCAGAAGGCAGUUAUUGUUGGAGGGAACUGUACAAAUUCACGCUGGAGCCCCGUGAAAGAGAUGAUUUCAAACCCAUGUGUGACUACCAUCAGACGUCUGCUAGUUCACUUUUCUUCUGCAAGUCUCUCUGUUCACUCAUUCUGCCCAGUGGAAGAAUCACAAUCAUGGGCCGCAAAUUGAUCGUCACCAGCCUGCCCACAAAGGACGAACAAUACACUACGAAAACCACGGAAGAUCUUUCAGAUGAAGAAAUCACAGAGAUAUUAAGAGAGAAGUUUGGAAUUGUUCUUCAGUCUCCGCUGACUCCAAAAGAUGUUGAGAUCGUGCCACCACCACCUAUUUAUUAACUGCUAUAUAUGUCUCUGAUUCUUCACAAGUUGUGAUUUCAAUAGAUGAAUAACGAAAUGAGACAUUUAAAUCUGAAAUACCUGACUUAUAAAUUAUUUGGACUCUAGUCCUGAUAAAUGUCAUUAUAAUCAUAUUGAUAGUUUUAUGUAGAUAAAAAACUAUUAAAUUGGUUGUUGAUUUUAUACCGCAUAUGUGGUUU